Messenger RNA from Limanda limanda (common dab), 1938 nucleotides. RefSeq names its product versican core protein-like. Gene Ontology annotation, biological process: cell adhesion. Lineage: Eukaryota; Metazoa; Chordata; Actinopteri; Pleuronectiformes; Pleuronectidae. Bases 1 to 1938 code for a protein of 645 amino acids. The record is from RefSeq and is a predicted model, not a curated record. Gene Ontology annotation, molecular function: hyaluronic acid binding; calcium ion binding. The transcript is spliced from 12 exons.
AUGGCUAAAAACAUCACCUCCAACUCGUUAUCGAUAAUCCGACCGGUCACUGGCUCCCUCUCAGGGAAGGUAAAUCUUCCCUGCUUCUUCUCCACCAUACCAACCUCAGCGCCGGUCAUCAGCCCCAACGGAACUGCCAUCUAUAGCAGAGAUUACCUACGGAUCAAAUGGACCAAAAUAGUGGGAGAAGUGGAAUCCACAGUGCUGGUGGCACAAAAUGGCUUCAUCAAGAUAGGUUCCAUCUACAGGAACCGCGUGUCAGUGCCCAGUCACCCGGAGGACGUCGGUGACGCCUCUCUGACGAUGGUGAAGCUGCGUGCCAGUGACGCGGGCACUUACCGCUGUGAGGUCAUGUACGGCAUUGAAGACACCCAGGAUACAGUGAACCUAGAUGUCAACGGUGUCGUCUUUCACUACCGGGCGAGCGUCAGCAGAUAUACACUUGACUACCAGAACGCUGUCAGGACUUGCCAAAAUGUUGGAGCAACCAUUGCCACAUAUGACCAACUGAGAGCAGCCUAUGAGGACGGCUUUGACCAAUGUGAUGCCGGCUGGAUCGCCGAUCAGUCAGUGAGAUACCCCAUCAUCAAGCCAAGGAACGGCUGCUAUGGCAACCUGAAGACCAAACCUGGCAUUAGGACAUAUGGCAUCAGGAAACCAACAGAGACCUAUGAUGUAUAUUGCUACGUAGAUAAACUUCAUGGUGAGGUGUUUUAUGCUCCUGUGACCCACAAGAUGACUUUAGGAGAGGCCAGUGCAGAGUGCAGGAAGAGAAAAUCUUCUUUGGCGACUCCUGGCCAGCUCCAUGCUGCCUGGCGACAGGGCCUGGACAAAUGCGACUAUGGCUGGCUCUCCGAUGGCAGCGUGCGACAUCCUGUUGCAGUACCCAGAAUGAAGUGUGGGGGGGGCCUGCUCGGCGUGAGGACCAUGUAUCGCUACAGAAACCAGACCGGCUUCCCAGAACCAUCUACGAAGGUUGGGGCUUACUGUUUUAAAGGAAUUCACUCAUGUACAAAGGACAUUUGUCUGAAUGGAGGAUCUUGCCACAACAUCGGAACCCUUUAUACGUGUAGCUGUCCUCCGGGGUACAGUGGUGACCGCUGUGAGACAGAUAUUGAUGAGUGCCAGUCGAAUCCUUGCCGCAACGGAGGCACCUGUAUAGAUUGUGUGGCUUCCUUUUCGUGUGUGUGCCUCCCAAGCUACUCCGGGCUGCAUUGUGAAGAGGAUACAGAAAUCUGUCAAGAUGGCUGGCACAAGUUUCAGGGCCACUGCUACAGGUACUUCCCCCAGAGGAGGAACUGGGACACAGCAGAGAGAGAGUGCCGCAUGCAUGGGGCUCAUCUCACCAGCAUCGUUUCCCACGAGGAGCAACAGUUUGUCAACCGUCUUGGACAGGACUACCAGUGGAUCGGCCUGAAUGAUAAGAUGUUUGACAGCGACUUCCGCUGGACUGACGGCCGGCCCAUGCAAUAUGAAAACUGGAGGCCCAACCAGCCCGACAGCUUCUUCUCCUCGGGCGAGGACUGUGUAGUGAUGAUCUGGCAUGAGGACGGCCAGUGGAACGACGUUCCUUGCAACUACCACCUCACCUACACCUGCAAGAAGGGCACAGUGGUCUGUAAUCAGCCCCCUGUGGUGGAGAAUGCACGAACCUUUGGCAAAAAGCUUGAGAGGUAUGAGAUCAACUCUCUAGUGAGGUACCAGUGCAGGACAGGCUUUAUUCAGAGGCACGUCCCAACUAUCCGUUGUCGUGGGGAUGGACGAUGGGAUCUCCCUAAAAUCACCUGCAAUAACCCAUCCAGCUACCAGAGGUCCUUUAACAGAAGACAUCAUCACAGCAGUCUCUACAGCAUCAACAACUUCAGAAGACUGCCAGAUGAGGCCCUCGGCUUUCACAAUCAGCUCUACCGGGGAAGGAGGAAGAGGACUGGACAUUAG